UCACAAUCAUUUUCUAGAGUGCCUACGAAUAGUUAAAGACCAUAAUGGGAUGGUUAAUAUUAAUCUAAUUGCAAUUGAGGCACAUGGUAGCACCCUAAAGACUAUAGGUUGGCCCAUUAAAUCAUAGUCCACCAUAUCUGAUAAUAUAAGCCCAAUAGGCCCAAUAUACCACUUAGGGUAAGAAGGCAUAUGAGACAUAUAUAUUGAACAUAUAUGUUGUUGGGAAAAACACUGUGGCAUAUGGUUUGGUAAGGGUUGCUCUCCAUAAGAUCUCUCUUGUAUUGUUUUCUAAUAUUGUCUUGUGUAGAUCGUGAGAGAUUCAAGGAUGAACAUUGGAGACUCAAUGUCAGCUGUAAGCAUUCCUAGAUCUCCUGCCGUCUUGACGCUGAAUGCAACCAACCACAAGCAGUGGAUUGAAAAUAUCACGAUGAACUUGACCUUCAUGAAAGUGGACUUGGCCUUGAGAAUUGAUGCACCAUCUAAGCCUGCUGAUGAUGCUACUGAGAAGGAUAAGAAAUCUUACGAGGACUGGGAACACUCCAAUCGUUGUUGCUUGAUGCUUAUGAGAUAUCACAUGGACGAAUCCAUUCGUGAUAGUAUUCCCAAGUCUGAGAAUGCAAAGGAUUUUCUUGCUGCCAUUAAGGAAAAGUAUAAGAAAUUCUCAAAGAAUGAGAAGAAUGAACACUUGAACAUGCUGCAUCACACUGUUUACGAUGGCCAUGGAUAUGGACCUUGGUGA
Molecule: messenger RNA, 739 nt
Organism: Humulus lupulus (European hop)
Lineage: Eukaryota; Viridiplantae; Streptophyta; Magnoliopsida; Rosales; Cannabaceae
Exons: 3
Coding region: 326-739 (137 amino acids)
Source: RefSeq, a predicted model, not a curated record